AUGAUCAUCUACUGUAAGAGGACUUCUGUUGAUCAAUCAUACCAGCAGUGGUUCAUUUCACAGAAAAAUACCUGCCCAGUUACUGGUCACUCCUUGCCCCACUCACUCACAGUUCCAAACCACCUCCUCCGUGACAUGAUUACUGCCUGGUUCAUCGAUCACUCAGACCUCCCCCCCUCUACCACUGCUGAUACGCUCUCUUCCCCCUUGAUACCACCUUCAGAGGAACAAAUGCAAGACAUCCUAGACAAGUUCUCAGGUCAUUCAGUACUGCAGAGAGAGGCCUUGCAUUCGAUCCAUCUAAUGUCUAAAACAUCCAAGGGAGUGCAUCCUUGCCUUGACAAGUGGCCAGGCCUGGUCCCUGUGCUCGUAAAUCUUAAGAAGAAAUGGAAAUCUACAUGGGCACGUGAUGUCGAGGAGGACAGGAUCUCAGUAUUCCUUAAUUUGUCCAUGCACAGGCCCAACCGGGAGAUCCUAGCCGGACAAAAUAAGCUACCAGCUGUUCUAAUCAAAGUCGUCGAGAAGGCAGAAAAGCUUGGAACUUCAGACUCAUUUUUGGCGAUGGUAGCUUCUACAGUUGCCAUACUGUCAGAGUUUGAUGUGUUCAGGAAAAGAUUAUUGGACACAGGGGGAAUGAAAAUGCUCAGUGAUCUACUCAAGAUUGAGGAUGUUCUAGUACGGAAGGAGACUGCCACUGCAAUCCUUGCGGUCUGUACAGAUGAGGAAGCCAAUGCAUCAGCUGCAGAAAAUGAUGUGCCUGAUAUGCUGCUGGAAUGCUUCAUGGUCACUGAUGAGUUCCUGCUUCUGCUUGAUCGUCUGCCAAAAUCUCCAGAUGUGUUGGAUAGGAUAUGUGAUCAUUCUGUGGAACUGGUGAAUAUCGUCAUUGAAGAACCUGCAAGUGGAACAGUGACGGCCCAGGGCAUCCACUCUGCGAUUUCCUUGAUUUUUAUCAUUGCUCACAGGGACGUGAGUAGGCUGAAAGUGAAGAACGUGGAGGAUUUCAAGGAGCGGUUGCAGGAGCUUUCAUCAAAGAGAAUACCGAUGCAGACGAUGUUUCAGGUGGAAGGAAUAAUCAAGAUUCUGUCAGAUAUGUUUCCAAGCUCUCUCCAGCCACACGAAUAGACCAAUCUUAUACUGCCCUUCUGUAUCUGUUGUUCAUGUAUGGGUUCCAGGCAGCUUUACUUCU
Messenger RNA from Lolium rigidum, 1186 nucleotides. Its product is annotated as U-box domain-containing protein 73-like. Gene Ontology annotation, cellular component: cytoplasm; nucleus. NCBI's taxonomy places the organism in Eukaryota, Viridiplantae, Streptophyta, Magnoliopsida, Poales, Poaceae. Bases 1 to 1122 code for a protein of 373 amino acids. Gene Ontology annotation, molecular function: ubiquitin-protein transferase activity. The record is from RefSeq and is a predicted model, not a curated record. The transcript is spliced from 2 exons. Gene Ontology annotation, biological process: protein ubiquitination.